CCGGAGUAUCCGCUGGUGGAGUGAAAUGAAAGGGCAACGAAUAUAAAUAUACGUAUAUAUUGAGUCUUUUAGUCAAAUACCCCAUCUUUUCCUCUACCUCCUUAUCCCAAACAUUGCCAUUAUCUGUGCAUAUACGCUGACUCCACUGGUAUAUCCUUAACCCUGUAUUUACUGUACUGUGAUCAAAGCCCCUCCUGAUUAGUAUAUCCGCAGCAAUACAAGGACUCAAUUUUGCCAAUCUUUACCUUCUUCUUUAUACGACGGAAACGGUAUGGCCAAGUCCGCGAUGUGCACCGUCGUUGUCCUCGGCGCCUCCUACGGCGGCUGUCCCGCUGUCAAGAUCUUGGCGGAGAAGCUUCCUCGUAAUUGCAAGUUGAUUGCUAUUGAUAGGAAUACGCAUAUGAACCACGUCUAUACGUUCUCCCGCUUUACGGUCAAGACCAAACAUGCUCCCAAGAGUUUCAUACCUUAUAAACAUUUGCUCGACCCACAACCCAAGCUUGCGCCCGAAAUAGAUCUUUCAACUCCCCCUGAAACACCGCCCAUUCAUCCGUCCGUCCUUGACCAGGAGGAUGACGUUCUAGCUGGAAGAGCGAGACAUCAGUUUAUUCAAGGCGUGGUCACCAAGUUAUCUUCGAAGGAGGUCACCUUCGUUCGUCCUAGUGAAGAGGACCGUCCGGCUUUUAAAGAUGUCGCUUUCAAAAGUGUCCCUGCGGCUAAUGUUGAUAGCAAGGAGGUCAAUAUGACGUACGGCGAAUUUGACGGGCCGGAAGAGAAGAUUGAGUACAACUACCUACUCUACGCCCUUGGCAGUACCCUUCCCGAUCCUGUUAACGUCUGGCAACCUCUCAGCGGCCAGCCGCGGGUUACGGGAGAUGAGCGAAAGCUAGGGAAUAAGAAGCGUGGCUUAAAGUUCAUGGCCAUCCAAUCAGAAAAGUUCAAGGCGGCGGGUAGAAUCUUGAUAAUCGGAGGAGGCGCGUUGGGAAUUCAGUAUGCGACUGAUUUGAAGGAUGUGUAUCCCGAGAAGAAGAUUACGCUGCUACAUUCAAGGACGAGGCUGUUACCCAUCUACCCCAUCAAGCUGCAUGUCACAGUUAUGGAAGCCCUCACCAAGAUGGGGGUCGAUGUCGUACUUGGAGAACGAGUGAUGACAUGGCCCGAUGAGCCUGAAGUGCUUGAUGGAAAGACCAAAUAUGUUACUACUGAUAAAGGCCGUACAUUUGAAGCAGACAUCGUUCUGCCAUGUACAGGCCAAAGACCCCACGUUUCCUUGAUGGCGGAGCUUGACCCUGCACUCAUUUCACCUAUGACCGGUCGUAUUCGCGUACUCCCCACUCAGCAAGUCUGUCCCUCCCGGCUAGCGUCUGUAGAAAACACGGAAAAGCAAUUUUCCAAAUCAUUCAUGCCUACCGUAACGCCUCCCUUGACCUCUUCAUCUGCCACUUCCAUUGGUUCCGACGAAGAUCAGCUUCAAACCCAGAAAGAUUACAAUCACAUCUUCGCCAUUGGAGAUUGUGCGCAGACUAAAGCUAUCCAAGCUGGACAUACAGCUUUUGGCCAAGGGGAAGUCGCUGCCAGGAACAUUUUGAGGUUGAUUGAGAAAGAAGGAGAAGCGGGAAAGAUAAAUGACGAGGAGUUGGAGGAAUACGAGGCGCCUAAGCCUGCUAUCAAGCUCACGCUUGGCAUUAAAAAUGGGGUACUGGUAGACGGAGAAAGUGUGACGCCUAACAAUACGGGCGAAGAAGACCUGCACGCCCUGCUCAUGUGGGGACUUCCUAAUGCGGUGGGGAUGGACAUCAACGAGUAAACUAGCAUGGUCGAAGAGGUGACGACCCGUUGUUGAUAUUAUCAUACAUACCAUGCAUGUUCGUUGUCUCG
Molecule: messenger RNA, 1878 nt
Organism: Cryptococcus deneoformans JEC21
Lineage: Eukaryota; Fungi; Basidiomycota; Tremellomycetes; Tremellales; Cryptococcaceae
Exons: 7
Coding region: 272-1807 (511 amino acids)
Cellular component (GO): cytoplasm
Molecular function (GO): electron-transferring-flavoprotein dehydrogenase activity; flavin adenine dinucleotide binding
Source: RefSeq, a predicted model, not a curated record